AUGGAUUUGCAAGCCCUCCGCCUAAACGCGGGCAUCACCAAGUCAACGAAUCGUCAAGGCCGCAGACCAGGCAAAUCAGCCUGCACGGCUUGCCACAGUCGCAAAAAGCGAUGUGACGCCGCCCCGCCACAUUACCAGUGUUCUUUCUGCACCAAGGAGGGCCAAUUAUGUAUACCACGCGAUCCCGUGGACAGGCCUGCCCGUCAUCGAAUCCCCAAUCGCACAUCCAAUGCCAAAAUCAACCUGGCCACCACGAUAAAUAAGCAACAAGAAAAAGAAAAGGACACAUCUUUGCCACCUGGCAUUGAUCAUGAGAUCCCGCGCUGGAGCGCAAUGUACUCGUUUUUUUCGGAGAUGCAGCGGCUCUUACCGCCAUCGCCAAGCCCGUCCCUUUCGCCAGAACUCGAAGAUGACGAUCCACCUGCACCGGGUGGUUCAGGCGAAAUGGAGGAAGAGAGGCGAGUGCCUGAGCGCGAGGCUGAAUUCGCGAAGAAUCACACACAUAACCCGUUGAAUGAUGACUCUGUUGGGGAGAGUCAUUUCAAGGGAAUUAGCAUGCCUGCUUCACAGACUAGGAGUGCGUCUCCGUCGUCUCAGGGGCAGAUAGAAUCGAGGCUGAGGUCGAGGUCGAGGCCAGGUGCGGUGGAAUCUUCACAUGGUCAGGGCUCAUCGGGGCACGUUGAGAAUGGGAGGGGUUUCAACGCCCAUGGUGAUGUCUUUAUGAAUGAUCUGGAUUCUUUGCUUAGGUUUUGA
Messenger RNA from Penicillium brevicompactum, 753 nucleotides. RefSeq names its product Zn(II)2Cys6 transcription factor domain-containing protein. NCBI's taxonomy places the organism in Eukaryota, Fungi, Ascomycota, Eurotiomycetes, Eurotiales, Aspergillaceae. Gene Ontology annotation, molecular function: zinc ion binding; DNA-binding transcription factor activity, RNA polymerase II-specific. The transcript has 2 exons. Gene Ontology annotation, biological process: regulation of DNA-templated transcription. Bases 1 to 753 code for a protein of 250 amino acids. The record is from RefSeq and is a predicted model, not a curated record.